GUAUGUGACGGGUGCACGCCCGCCGAGUCGGUCGAGUAGGCGACAGUUGUCGCGAAUUCCGCCAUGAUCAUUCAGUGUUGCUGUAUAGAAUGGUAGUGCAGAAGCACUAGUUUCCAUAGUCUUGUAUAGUACCCUGCCUUGCCCCUCGAUUUUGAGCCAGGGUUGUACCAGAGACUUACGUCGCGUGACGUCAUAUCAAGCUUCAUGUCGGGAGGCGUCGGGCACCAUACGGCGCGCUUCUGGCCAUCCAUCUCGAGGUCUGGGGUGGCUUGCAUUUCGAUGCAUUUUCGAGGCAUUUUCGAGUCUGUUGUAAGGGGCCAAGGGCCUUUACAUCUCGGGAGCGCAGAGUAGAAACCUGCGGCUUUGUCAUUUAAGCAGUCCAUCACGCGGUCCGACACCGGCCCGUACAUGCGGGACAAAUCAUUGCGCAGAUAUUAUCGACUUGGUUCUCGAUAGUACCGACUCUACCAACCUCGCCUUCAAACCCGCCAGUCUCCUCUACAACCAGAAAUUUGAACAGCAUCGGUGGAGCCUAGUCUCACAUUCUCACCUCACAUCGACAUUCGAAGACCCCGUCGACAUCGAUCAUGCACCGACUAGGAGGCGUCGGCCUUGCCGCGUUCGAGCGGCAGCAGCAGUCGCAACGCUCGUUCGCCGAACUCUCCAACGAGCUCUCGAAAGCGCAAGUGGAGCAUCUCCACGCCCAGAUGGACCACUUCCGCUCGGCCCUGGUGCGAUUCGCAACGACGCACCGCGACAAGAUACGCAAGGACCCCGCGUUCCGGCACGCCUUCCAGCGCAUGUGCGCCUCCAUCGGCGUCGACCCGCUCGCGGGCCCACGCAAGGGCGGCUGGUGGGCCGAGGUGCUCAACCUCGGCGACUGGCAGUACGAGCUCGGCGUCCAGAUCGUCGACGUCUGCGUCAGCACGCGCGAGCGCAACGGCGGGCUCAUCGAGAUGGGCGAGCUCGUCCGCCUCGUGGGUAGGCUGCGCGCGGUCGAAGAAGGCACGAUCACAGAGGAGGACGUCAUACGGAGCAUCAAGACGCUCAAGCCGUUGGGGGCAGGCUACGAGGUCAUAGAUGUCGGUAGAGGGAGAAAGAUGGUCAGGAGCGUGGUGAAGGAGCUGGACGGAGAUCAGGCAGUCGUGCUGGCUAUCGCUCAAGAUGAAGGUGGACGGGUGUCAGAGGAGUUGCUGAUAGCCCGUAGAGGAUGGGCUGUCGAGCGAGCGCGGGCUGCGCUGGAGAACAUGCUCCUUCGGGACGGCCUCUGCUGGCUCGACGAGCAAGACGAAUCAGGCAGCCCUGCCUAUUGGAUCCUUUCAGCUAUGCAUUGGGAUGAGUAGCGGUCUGGUGAGUGUCACAGGCCAUCUCU
This is a messenger RNA of Phanerochaete carnosa HHB-10118-sp, 1372 nucleotides long. RefSeq lists its product as uncharacterized. Gene Ontology annotation, biological process: protein transport to vacuole involved in ubiquitin-dependent protein catabolic process via the multivesicular body sorting pathway. The transcript has a single exon. Gene Ontology annotation, cellular component: ESCRT II complex. Bases 588 to 1343 code for a protein of 251 amino acids. NCBI's taxonomy places the organism in Eukaryota, Fungi, Basidiomycota, Agaricomycetes, Polyporales, Phanerochaetaceae. The record is from RefSeq and is a predicted model, not a curated record.